AUGGUAUUCGCUCCUGAAGAUAUCUUUGCUAUACAACUACGGAUGGUCAGCAACAGCGCUGUUGUGUCCGCAGCCGCCCUUUGGCUAGGCGACUAUAUUGCAACAUUGCCUGAAGAAAUAUAUGUUAUAUGGUUACACAGACCGACGUUCCGCUCUGCUGUCUUCCUCCUAAACCGAUACUCCAUUCUUCUGCAUAUGGUACUUUGUGGUUUCUUCACAUUCUCUGCGAACGGGACAGACCAAACGUGUCAAGGCAUUGGAUAUCCAAUGCAAUUCAUUUUGUUCAAUUGCGAAGCCCUCAUGGCGCUCAGAGUAUAUGCUCUGUACAAUCGCAAUAGAGUGGUUGGGUUGACGUCGAUCGCUUUUAUCGUCUUACGCACGGCCCUUGCAUUAUAUAUCGAUUUCAUCCUGCAAGUCCCUGCUGGCACUAUUGGCACAAACUUGGAGUCACUCUCAAGAUGCCAACUUGUGUCGCCUGAUCCUACUUCACUUGCCAUAUGUGAGUUCUCAGCUUAUUGGACUCGUCAAUUGUAUUCACAGCCAAGUAUGAUCCUACCUGUCUCCUUCUUAGAUCGCCAGUUCAUCAACUCUGCGCUGAGUUUCUUUUAUGACCUUUUUGUGAUCGUUCUGACACUGAGGAAGAGCUACUCGCACGUUUUGGACAUGCGUCGGUUUGGUUUGGGCCAGCAUAGUGUAGCGCAAGUUCUUCUUCGUGACGGCAUCUUCUACUUCGCGUCAGUGUCUGGGUCUUGGAUGUUCGGAACACUUUUUGAAAACGGUUUGUACCUCAGAAUCAUGUUAGUUAUGUCGUGUGUCAUGGCGUUGAUGGGAAUGUUGUCCUUCUUUAUCGGUGGAAAGCUGGAUCCUGAGAGAUCGCCCUUCUUUGAUAUCAUUGCACCUUUCUGGAUUAUGUGGGUUGUCCUUCCACUAAAUAAGCUAGUCUCCGCUGAUCACCAUCUGUGCUAUCGGGCUUCGGGAGCAGCGUACCGAACCUCCUGA
Stereum hirsutum FP-91666 SS1 is the source of this 999-nucleotide messenger RNA. RefSeq lists its product as uncharacterized. NCBI's taxonomy places the organism in Eukaryota, Fungi, Basidiomycota, Agaricomycetes, Russulales, Stereaceae. Bases 1 to 999 code for a protein of 332 amino acids. The transcript has 10 exons. The record is from RefSeq and is a predicted model, not a curated record.